This is a messenger RNA of Vollenhovia emeryi, 5689 nucleotides long. RefSeq names its product high mobility group protein DSP1-like. Bases 16 to 1455 code for a protein of 479 amino acids. The record is from RefSeq and is a predicted model, not a curated record. Gene Ontology annotation, molecular function: DNA binding, bending. The transcript has 6 exons. Lineage: Eukaryota; Metazoa; Arthropoda; Insecta; Hymenoptera; Formicidae. Gene Ontology annotation, biological process: regulation of transcription by RNA polymerase II.
GACGUACGUCGCGAUAUGUCGGAGCACCACCGCGUAGCCGGUGGCUGGGGCACCGCGAGCCCGGGUAACCGAGAGGAUGCCUCCGGCGGUGCCGCCUGGUGGCCCUCGGGCCUGAACGCCGAUCAACAGCAACAACAGCAACAACAGAAUCUACAUCAGCAUCUGAUGAACCAGCAGCAACAGCAGCAGCAACAGCAGCAGCAGCAGCAGCAGCAGCUCGCGCAGCAGCAGCAGUCGCAGCACCAUCCCGACAACGUCCGAAGUACUGCCGCCACGGCGAACCAACAGCUCUUCUCCUACAAAAUGGCCUCCAGCUUCCAGAACCCGGCCACCACCGGCGCGGCGUCGAGUCCGGUGUCGACAUCCACGCCGGUCGGCGGCGGCGCCGCGUGCAUGAGGGGUGGAUACGAUUACAGGCUCGGUACGGCGCCGGGUCCUGGACAAGGCGCCGGCGGCGGCGGCGGCGGCGGUGGCGGCGGUGGCGGCGGAGGUGCGGGUGCGGGUGCGGGUGCCGGUGGCGGCGCCGCCGCCGGCGUACCCGGCACACCUUCCGCACCGCCGCCCGGCGUACAGUGGUGGUAUCCAGGCGGAGUCAUGGACGCCGCCGCGCAGAACAACCUGCACCAACAGUUGCAGGGCCAGCAGCAACAACAGCAGCAGCAGCAGCAGCAGCAACAUCUCUCGCCCAUUACCACGCAAACGUCCACGCCCCCCGUUAUGUCCCCGAUCUCACAUCCGCACGUAGGUCAACUAGAUUUCCGAUUAUUUCUGCAGCACCCGAUACAGCAGAUACCGCAAAAUAAUCUUCAACAAAAUAACGCUCAGAGUCUGCAGCGGGACAAUAUGCCGAGAGGAAAAGAUUCGAAGCCAAGAGGACGGAUGACAGCGUACGCGUUCUUCGUCCAGACAUGUCGUCAGGAGCAUAAAAAGAAGCAUCCCGAGGAGAAGAUCGUCUUCCGGGAAUUCUCCAAAAAGUGUGCAAUGAGGUGGAAGACUAUGUCGGACAUCGAGAAGAAGCGUUUCCACGAAAUGGCAGAGAAAGAUAAGAAGAGAUACGACACGGAGAUGCAGAACUAUACGCCUCCGAAGGGUGAAAACAAGGGCAGAGGCAAGAAGCGCAAACACAUCAAGGAUCAUAAUGCUCCCAAGAGAUCGCUGUCUGCUUUCUUCUGGUUCUGCAACGACGAGCGCGGUAAGGUCAAAAUGCUGAAUCCCGAGUAUGGCGUAGGCGAUAUAGCUAAGGAAUUAGGCAAGAAAUGGUCGGACGCAGAUCCCGAAACCAAAUCUAAAUACGAGGCUAUGGCAGAGAAGGACAAGGCUCGAUACGAAAGGGAAAUGACAGCGUACAAAAAGAAAAUGCAAAACGAUAGCGCCCCGAUGGUCGGAGGCGCGCAGGCGAACCAAACUGUAAUAAAAAGCGACAGCGAAGAGGAAUGGAAGGAAGACGACGAAUAGCGGAUGCACGUCGAAAUUUCUUCAUCUAUCACCCCGUGUCCUUCAUCCUGAAAGCAUACCUCACCUACUGUACGUACCAUUGACCUUAGCGUGAGCGUACUUACACCACCAUCACUAGGAAAACGAAGCAACUAACCACCAAGCAACCUACCAAUCAACCAAGCUCUUCAACAAUCCCCACCAACCAACCUCCUAAUUCUUUCCCCGAUUAUUUACGAUAAUGAUAAAGUAAUCCGCGCUAAUUAUGGUAAUUAUUUUAAAAAAGAAAACUGAUAUGUAUGAGUGGUGCGCGCGAGCGUGAGCGAGAGAGGAUCAUUGUGUGAGUGAACAUUUGUACUUUAACAUAUUGAUAGUAACGAUGAUGUAAAGCGGCUAGUAAGAUAGCGGAAGAUCAUGAAAGAAAACAAAAAGUAAUAAGAAAUCAGAAGAAUCAUGAGUAAAAUGCAAAAAGCGGAAGAGAUAAGACACGGCGAACGCCCAUACUUUCUCUGUCCGGAUGGAAGGCGCAGGGGCUCAAUCAUUGUUGACUUUUUGCUCUGUCGACGCUAUAUUACAAGCUAUGUAGCUUAGUUUACUAAUGACGAAACGCCGCGAUAAUGAUGGCUCCGUAGCGCGGGGAUCGGAGAUGAUUUGCAAUUCUUUUUAUCCGUAUUCUUUCGGAUUUCCUUCCGAUUACGCGGGGAUCAUCCUUUUCUUUGGGUCGUUUACACGCAUUGUCAUCGGCACGAGAGAAAGAGAUCGCUCUCCCGAAUCCUCGCUCCUGCGAGGGGCGUGUCAUGUCGCGUCGUUGCAAAAUUAAUAUACUAUACUUUUGGGGAUUUUUUUUCUUAGUUCAGUUCAAUUCAGUUCAGUUCUGUUCACUUGUUGCCAGCGUCGUUAUGGCACGGAUACACAUAUAUAUAUACACACACACACACACGCAGAGACACAUACAGACAAUUGUUGUAUAUCCUUGUACAGAGAGCUUCAUUUUUCUUUCGUAUAUUUUUAGCGAAUCGAUCAUGUUGAGCGCGCGUGAUGGGGCAUGGGGCCGCUUUACGCAUAUUUGCGAAUAUAUAAUUGAUUUUAUCGAGGUACACACAUGUCUUGUAAUAGCUGUAAGUACGUUUAGAAUUAAGUAUACGUGUAUCUUAAUGCAGAUUUGAAUUCUCCGGCGACUCUCUACGUCUUUUUUUUAAGCAUAUAAUGUACUUUUUUUCGACAUUUACACGGCGGUGUUACAAGCCACGAGCCACCACGUGAUUGAGCCUUAAUUACGUAGCCGAUAAACGAUCGCCCCGAUGCGCUCAAUCGCAUCGGGAGAAACUGUGUGCGAGAGAGAAAGAGGGUGCAUGUGUAUGUAGCUCGCAGCUUCUCUAUUAGAUCGUUGCAUAUGAGAUGUCACUUUUUUGAGAAAAGUGAAUUUUUAAUAAUCCAAUAUCAUGUAUGUCUAUAAUUCUUUUUACACGAAUAUACUGUAGCACGGGCUUUGUUUUGUUUUUCUUUCUUGUUUUACAAGUUGUAACAUUCGAGAAAAUUGACAAAUAAUUUAGCAAUUUAGCAAAUUUUUUGUUUUAAAGCUAUUUUAAUCGGACGUAAACAAGAUCAUCGAUAUUAUUCAUGUGUUAAUAUUACCAUUAUUAUAAAUAUAUUAAUCUCAUUUAUUAUUUUAUUAUAAUUAUAUUAUUUUGACAUCGGUUAUGGAUCCAGAUUUCUCUUUGAUCGAGUAAGAAUUUAAUUAUAAGGAUAAUUUAGACACGAUUUAUUGUGUAAAUUACUUAGAACGAUUAAUGUGAGAAAAAUGAAUAAUUGUAUACAAAAUUUAACUUCCGGAAUAUAAAGUUGGAAAUAUAUAUAUAUUUAUAUCUUCUUAUCUCUCUAAGGACCAGUUUCACAAACGUCGGUUAACUGCAGACCGAAGGUUAGUUGAUUCUCUAUCUGUUUUUAGAUAAAAAGAUAGAAAAAGAUAGGGAGUUGGCUGAACUCUGGUUAACAGUUAACCGACGUUUGUGAAAUUGGCCCUUAGUUUCCUAUAUUUUUGAUCAGUAUGCUUUGAGAUGGUUAUUUUUUUAUUGACGUCAAUAAUUUUUUCACUUAUGGAGAAAGUUUUGAUUCGAGUUUUCUCAAAUGUACUCUUUGAGUUAUGUGCAUCUUGUAUUUUCUCGGAAAUUAAACGAACCAUUGAUAUAUAGAUAUAAAGCCGACAUUUCAUGUGCAAGGGCCUAAUAUUAAAUCAAAAUCAGUAGCAAGAUAUUCUAGCGUCUCGUGGAGCAGCAGCGGUGUCGCCGCGCGCGCGCGAGUUCUAAUGCUUGUUUGUGAAGACGACGAUUGUUGUAGUCAUGAAAACGAAACUUUCUUUUUAUCAUGUACAUUCGUGCUGUCUCGAGGCUGCCGGCAGCCUGCAGCCAACGAAAUUUUGUUUCUUGCCCGUUAAAGAAAAUCUACCGUAACUCCACACGUCCGUUCUGCCGAAAAUGCUUCAUCAUUAACUUCGAAUUUGACCUCGAAGGCGCGAAAAAAAAGUUAUUUUCGUUUCGUAGUUUCUGUCUAUGACCGGCGUAGAAGCGUUAUGAUAAAGUAAUGGAUGGUAUGUGACGAAUGUUAACACCUUGUCGACCGUUCGGGUAUAGAUGCGCCCGUUUCGUAAUUCUUAAUUAGUUCGCAGGGAAGUACUAAAAAAAUUGUAAGAAAAGAAGAAAAGAAUAUUUUCCGGGGCGAACGUAGAUCAUAAAAAUAGUGCGGAGAGCCCAAUUAAUUUAGGGGCGUGACUCGCACGGCUGACAAGGUGUUAGACGUUUGAGCUGGCGUUUGAAAUCGAUGUGCGACUCUCGUGCGACCGUAGUUUUAACGCGAAUGAUGACUCCGUUUCUUCUCCGUUUGACUUUUUCUCUCUCUCUCUCUCUUUCUCUCUCUGUUUUCUUUUCUCUUAGCCCGACACUGAAGUGGUCCCUGCCCCUUGCCAUCGCCAUUUUCCCUCUCACAUUCGUUUUUAACUCACUGGAAGAAAUAAAAAAAAGUAGUAAAAAAAAAGGGUAAUACGUUCAAAUCUCUCGUCUUGAGACUCACGUGAAUGAUAUAAUAACCGCCGUUUCCUUCGUUAAAUCAUAUUCUCGGGAGUAAUCGGAUUAAAUAGAAGAUAAGCUCCCCGCGAGGAAAAGGCGUUUUCUCUGUCUUGUACUACCUCGAGUCAUCUGGUGUACAGCAGGCUGUAUUAUAAUAAAUUAUUGUGGUUUCUUGUAAUAUUAACAUUCCUAGAUCCUAUAGCGUGUACAGUGCAUUCUAAUCGCAUUCGGGAUUUAGAGAGGGGACCGUGAGGAGCCGAGCCCGGUUGAAACAAGUAGAAGUUAACGAAAGGACGAUGGAAAGACAGGAAGAGAAAAAAGACAGAAAUAGGAUCUCGCUAGUUUCUUCUACUUCUUCUCAUUCGUCGUUGAAUAACGCGAGAUUGGGUAUACAUGUAAACGUAUGAGAGAAAAAAAAUAUAUAAUAACGUUAUAUGUUUAUAUGUACAUUUACGCUCGUGUGUGUAUCUACAUAAAUUUUUUAGAAGCUUUCUUUAAGAUUGGGACCGGCUGACACACACACAAACACACUCGCACCCUCGAUAUGUACUUUGCCCGCAGCCCAGAAAAAUUUAUCGUCACUUUUUCUCAAUAAUGUUUAAAGUCUCUCUUCGUCCCUCCCCCGCCAUCCGUUUUCUUUCCCUACCCUUCCCCAGAACACAUUGUCUCGUAUUGUCGACGUAAACCGGGGGAAAAUAAAAGAAGUGAAACAGUAAUAAAAGAUGACCGAUUUCAAACGAUUGAUUACGAUGAGCAGAACGUGGGCGAGAAAGGAACCUGUUGUUCUUAGAGGGAGUUAGAGAACGCGGAUGACAGACGACUGUAAAAUAUCAAAUUGUAAUAUUUUAAUACUGAUUUGCAGAUGUGCAUAAUUUUAACAUGUAGCUGGUUGUAAAACAGGGAAGGGGGGGGGAUGAAGUGAGCGGAUUGUAAAACUGAUGCUGGGAUGUUGCGUGAGACACGGUGUCCGUUCGACGGAGAGGUACAAGAAUUUUGAACGUAUAAAAGAGGGGGGAGGGGGAAACAAGGAUAAAGGAGCAAGGAAGGAAAAGGUGGGAGAAGCGGAAUGUCUCGUAAAAAGGAUCAUGACAUGAAUUUCCUGUAUUACACUGCUAGGGGAAUUAUGAUAGUUACACGAGAAGAAAUGUUUGUUUUGUAUAUCUCUUAGGGAUAAAUAAACUUUUCAAAAAAUA